Vitis riparia (riverbank grape) is the source of this 1673-nucleotide messenger RNA. RefSeq names its product peroxisomal (S)-2-hydroxy-acid oxidase GLO4-like. The transcript has 12 exons. NCBI's taxonomy places the organism in Eukaryota, Viridiplantae, Streptophyta, Magnoliopsida, Vitales, Vitaceae. The coding region runs from base 308 to 1402 and encodes 364 amino acids. Gene Ontology annotation, molecular function: FMN binding; oxidoreductase activity. The record is from RefSeq and is a predicted model, not a curated record.
AUAUUUUCUCUUCCUCCUGCUUCGCUUUGUUCGCCGCCUUUUCCGUGAGUCACUCGCCGAGGAAUCAAUCAACACGAAGGCUCGCAAAGUUUAAAUUUCCAAACGACGUCGUUUUAACCUCUCUUGCCGAUAUAACAGCCACCAUUUGCCCUCGAAAAUGACGAUCAUACCCUUGUAAUGUUUACAAACAGGUACACUAGGAAAAGCACCAGCGAUCGGCAUCAUCCAAAGACAUUUCUUUCAGUAGCAGCUCAUCUUUUCAUUCACAUUCAGGCACUGCAGAAGCUCUCUCUGAAUCGAAGUACUAAUGGCAGCUGAACCGGUCAAUGUGAAUGAGUUCCAAGAACUGGCUAGACGAGCACUUCCAAAAAUGUACUAUGAUUUCUUCUCUGGGGGUGCUGAGGACCAGCACACACUAAGGGAGAACGUAGAAGCAUUUAGCAGAAUCACGUUUCAGCCAAGAAUUCUUGUGGAUGUGAGCAAAAUAGAUAUGUCAACUACUGUAUUGGGUUUCAAUAUCUCAUCACCGAUUAUGAUUGCUCCAACCGCUAUGCAUAAGUUGGCACACCCUGAAGGAGAGAUUGCAACAGCCAGAGCAGCAGCUGCAUGUAACACCGUUAUGGUGUUAUCCUUCAUGUCUACCUGCACCGUGGAAGAAGUUGCUUCUAGCUGCCAUGCUGUUCGAUUCUUGCAAUUAUAUGUAUUUAAGAGAAGGGAUGUAUCAGCUCAGUUAGUGCAAAGAGCUGAAAGAAAUGGAUUCAAGGCUAUUGUUCUAACUGCUGAUACUCCAAGACUUGGUCGAAGGGAGGCAGACAUAAAAAACAGAAUGGUCUCACCUCAGUUGAAGAAUUUUGAAGGUCUCAUAUCAACUGAAGUUGUCACUGACAAUGGUUCAAAUAUUGAAGCUUUAGCAUCAGGAAUGUUUGAUGCUUCUUUGUCUUGGAAGGAUAUAGAAUGGUUAAGAUCUAUCACAAACUUGCCGAUUCUGAUCAAAGGGGUACUCACUUGUGAAGAUGCAAUAAAGGCCGUGGAAGUAGGAGUUUCUGGGAUUAUUGUCUCCAAUCAUGGAGGUCGCCAGCUGGAUUACGUUCCAGCCACUAUUUCAGCCCUGGAAGAGGUGGUUCUUGCGGUUGGAGGGAAAGUUCCUGUUCUCUUUGAUGGAGGGAUACGGCGUGGAACAGACAUCUUCAAGGCACUAGCCCUUGGUGCACAGGCAGUCUUUAUUGGAAGGCCUGUAAUCUAUGGGCUGGCUGCAAAGGGCGAACAUGGGGUGAGACGGGUCAUUGAAAUGCUGAAGGAUGAGCUUGAGAUCACCAUGGCCCUCUCAGGCUGUUCCAGUGUGAAGGAUAUCAGCAGGAGGCAUGUGAGAACAGAGCGAGACAGACUCCAGUCCAUGCUCUAACUUGAUGUUGUGAGUUAAAAUUAUAUCCAGCAGAAGGAUGGUCAAAUGAUCAGUACCACAACGAAUAAUGUGAUGAAGUUUGUGCAAUGCCCAGAUUUGAUAUUACAGACUCUGCGUCAAAUCAUAAACGGUGCAGCACAAAACUGAUGCUAUUUUGGUACUUUGCUGGAGACAGCAUUCUACUGUUAUUCAAUAUGGGGAAUUGGUUCCUUGAUUCUCUUCUGCAUGCUUCCCGAAGUUCUCUCAUAUGAAAAUUAUAGUUUUGACUUCA